Molecule: messenger RNA, 3531 nt
Organism: Penaeus vannamei (Pacific white shrimp)
Lineage: Eukaryota; Metazoa; Arthropoda; Malacostraca; Decapoda; Penaeidae
Source: RefSeq, a predicted model, not a curated record
AUGACAACGCGAGGGUUGUUGGAGGUGUGGACCCCACAGCAAGGGCCAAGAGUUGCUGCAUUCAAUGUGCCAAAGCAUGCACGGUUAUUAUACACUCCACACACCCUGCUUGGUGUGAAUAGUGUGCGAGGUGUCCGAUGUAAGGUCUUCCCAGUUCUGUUUGUGACUCCUGACGGGCAAAUCAGCGAAGUUAUUGUUCCCUUCCAUAUGGCUCUUGGUGGGAAGACAAGCAAGAGAGCCCGAGAUCUGCACCUUCUGAAGACCCUCAAGUCUCACCUGAGAAACAACAACGAGGAAGAGGUACUGAAGACCGUCUCCGAGAUAAAGACAUCGGGCGUCCGGAAACAGGCAGUCCAGGCCCUGAUCCUGUCACAGCAUCUCACCUCGUCGCUGCUGCAGGGUUUGCUGGACAUCUUUCUACCUGUUUACUGUCCUGAUGCAGAAGAGGAGAAAGAAGAUGGUGUUCAGAGCCAAGAUCAUGAGAGCCGUCUUCUCGGCCAGCAGCUUCUACGCUUGAAGCAGUUGUUGCAGCUCUACAUGGUGUUGGUAGAACUACACACAAGCCGGGAAGCUUCGCCGGACCCAGAUGAUGAAACAUUAGUGUUGCAACUAGCAAGACUUCUGGUUCUGACGCCAGCGGAAACCAAAGCGUUCCUGUCAACCUUUGAACAUUAUGCGAACUCCAAGACUACGAAUUCAAAGAAGGUCAGAUUUUCCGAUUCAUCAGUGAACUUUAGCAUAGGCUCUUUUAUUCGCUGCUGGGAUGUAACUGUAGGAUCUUUAGUGAAGGAUUUGGCCAACAAAACGCUCCCUGUUAACAUGAAAGAAGACAUUCAACAAGAGAAGCGUUUGAGACUGGGGGAAUUCCUCUAUGGCUGGGCUUGGCAUAGUGAAAGCAUGAAGAAGUUCAGUCAGGCCAUCGAAGAAAGCGGAAGCAACUUGGAGUCCUUACUGCAUGUAGCACUACACCAUUGGUCCCUUUGCUGCAGUCCUGACACAGUGUCAGCCCUUCAUCUAGGCACAAUAUUUUACUGUCUGUCCACAUUAGCGGGAGAAAAGGUGCUAUGCGAUAUUAGCCAGCUGAGUCCUUGGUGGAGCUCAGUAAGGGAUAAGUUAGUGGCCUCCACCCAGCCUUACCAAGCCUACAUUGCGUCACUCUUGUGCCGAGGCGUUCAUGCCAACCUGGAAGCUCGGUUGCAUUCCACUGUGACAGAAAAUGCCUUGCACUUCAAAAAGGACAUUAUCCAGACCAAUGCCGAGGAUGACACAGACCAUAAAUACUUAUCUCUGAACGACUGGGAAGGACUUUCGAUGGAGAUGGUCGAAUGGAAUCUGGUGAUUGGCCAGUUAGAGUGUCUUCUUCCUCUGAAUCAGUUCUUGUCACUCGUACCAGAGAACGGGCCUCAGAGACAACCCAAGCUUGAGGUGUCAGUAAAGGACCUUCUUGAUAAAGGGAAAGGAUAUGUUGCCGAGCUUGUUGCGAACUGGUUCAUUGGCUCCGGCAUGGAUCAUGAGUGUGUGGUGCAACUUGUGCGAAAGCAGGACGAGCUCAGGAGACUGGAGAAGGAGGAGUUGGAGAAAAUGGACGAUGAUUCAGAGCAGACGGAUCAAAUGGAGGUCACCUCUGAUUCUGUUCCAAAUGACCUGAAGCAAGUUGAUGGGAAAAUAGCUGAAUUUUUAAAGAAUGUUAGCAAGAAAUUCCCAAAUUCCGUGGCAGCAGAUUCAGUUCUAACGAACAUGAGCUGGGAGUUAGUGGCAGCGUGGAACAAAGCGAGGGAUGACACCAAUUUGAUCUCGCAGGCUGUGAAGCUUGUUGGAAGUAUAAGGAAUUCACAUAUUAGACAUGGUGUUUCACUGAUGCUGUGGGAAACAUGGGUGAGCCAGUUUGUCCAGUUAACGACAAGUCUGAUGGACAAAGUCGGGAGGAUACCCAAAGACCGACUGUGCCGAAGGGACCUUGGCCUCGGGGAACACAACCUUGCUCCAGUGCUACAGGCAGUCCUCACCCUCCUUGAACAAAUUAUGGAAGCUAAUGUAGUUUGUGAGGUGGAGAAGCCAUUGGUCAUUCCAGCAGAUAGUUUCUGGAGUGGACAGGAAGGGUCGCCAGCCUUGGUAGAGCUCACAGUGAUGCAGAAGAUGACCUGUUAUGACCUUGUGUACCAGCAUUACCAGCUUGUCUCUGUCCUCUAUCUAGUCACGCAACAUGGGUUGAAGUCCGUGAGGCCACUGACCUAUUUUGAUGGCAAGGACCGUAGCGUCUUGUUCAAGCCUCUGACAACCAGUUGGACUAUCGGAGGCCACACAGACCCAACUGUUAUAAAGGCUCGCUUAGCUCUCUUAUGCAGAGUAAUCACAGCCGCAGUUUCCUCACUUCCAGACACUACAGAAUAUAACCAGGGAGAUUCACUGAGUAUUCGCCAGGCAAUAGACCUGGGUAGAGCAUGGGGAACUUCACUAGAUGUGUUACACCGUCAUCAUAUAUGCGAACUGUACACUUCUGGGCUUGAUAAAUUGGCAGAAGAGGAGCUGCCAACCAUUAGUGAUGCUACGUUGUUGGGGUCGCAGCUGGUCCUUAUUGCCGGGCAGAGGCUGAACUACCAGCUGGAAAACUCUCCGAGGACCGCACACCAUCUGGCUCUAACCUCCCCUACUAUUACUGAGUGGAUUAAGUCCUGUGAUGCCGGAAGUCUUCGUUGCCCAGCCGCUCCCCUAGAAAGUACAGUGACGUUAUUAACACACGCUCUCAGUCUGUUGCCAGAAGAUGCACAGGAGCACAAAAUGGCAACAGCCCUCUACGAUACUCUCACGGCAUUUGUAAAGGACCAGAGUAAUGCCGACAAGUAACCGAGCAGCGUUAGUUCCUUGUUCGGCAGUUUGGAAUGUCUUUCACCCACCAUCUAUAUCCAUUACAAUAUCCGCUUAUAUAGAUAAUUCAUUAGUCAUAUAGUACUGUAAUCGCAAUUGCUGUAUUAUAUUCAUUCAUCUUUUUUUAUUCUUAAAGUCAUCCUCAUUAUCAUAAUUAUGUUAGCAUUUAUGUUUUAUUACUAUUUAUUAACAUAUUGACAUAUGUAUUUAUAUUCAGUUUGUAUGCAAUAUUUUUCACCCAUAGGGAGCAAGGGUAUAAAAUUCAGUUCUUACUAUGCUUUAAGCUCUGUGUCACGGACUACAUGAAUAUAUAUAUAUUUUAAGAAGAAGAAAACAAUUGUGCUUCAUUUUUAUAAUUUGUCAUAUUCAAAUUCAUAUUGUGAAAAUUGUAGAGACUGUCUUGUGUAAAAGUCACUCUGUUCAUUGUCAGUACAUCUUAUUCACCCAAAGGAACAUAGUGUGAAUGUAAUUUAAGCUUUAAUUGGUUUGUUAUGAAAUCUGACAAUAAAAAUGUUUCUAGUUUCAUCAUGACAAUGUUAUUUCAAGUCUAUUCUUGUUAUGGUUGAAAUGUUGUUCAUUGUUUUCAGAAUAUAAAAGUAAUAAAAAGUAAUAGAAGUAUGAUUUUAAUAUUUGAUAUUCAAUAAAAUAAAUCCUUGCUAGAGUCUA